ACCCUAAUUCUCCCCCUUCUCAUUGCUCCCCCAAUGUACUACUACUAAUAAUAAUAGUAAUCAUCAGCAUGCAAACUGAUCCCCACUUCACAUACAUAUUAUCCUCAAGCGAGAGCGCCUGUUUGGAAGCCGAUAAAGAAGAUGAAGAAGACAGCUACUCCACUCUACUCUCCCUUGGCCCUCCAGGCCAACACCACCACCUCUCCAAACACAGCAGCAGCAGCAUCCAGCCUCAGCUGCCUACUAGUAUUGGUAGCAGCAGCACUGGCCAAGAUGAUGUGACAGUUGCUCUUCAUAUUGGUCCUCCGCCAAACCCUACUACUACUUCUAGUACUAGUAGCAACAUAGCUGCUCUUGCACUGCAGGGCCAGUACUGGAUUCCCACCCCAACUCAGAUCCUUGUUGGCCCAACUCAGUUCUCUUGCUCUGUCUGCAACAAAACCUUCAACCGUUUUAACAACAUGCAGAUGCAUAUGUGGGGGCACGGAUCACAAUACAGAAAGGGGCCAGAAUCACUGAGAGGAACAAUACCAGCGUCGAGCAUGCUGAGGCUGCCAUGCUAUUGCUGCGUGGAGGGCUGCAAGAACAACAUCCAACACCCGAGAUCAAAGCCAUUGAAAGACUUCAGAACGCUUCAAACACACUAUAAGAGGAAGCACGGCGAGAAGCCAUUUGGGUGUCGAAAAUGCGGGAAGCCAUUUGCAGUCAGAGGGGAUUGGAGGACUCACGAGAAGAACUGCGGCAAGCUGUGGUUCUGCAUCUGCGGCUCCGAUUUCAAGCACAAGAGAUCACUGCAAGACCAUGUCCGGGCCUUCGGCGAUGGCCAUGCGCCCCACAGCCAGACUUUUGAGGAAAAAGAAGAUAGCGGCGACAAGGAGGAAGAGCCUGGAAAUUAAUGGUGGCUGCAGCCAUGGGCCAUGGCUCUGCGAUCUUAAUUUUGAUGCAUGUGAAAGCUAUAGUUUUGUUAGUACUUUAGAGUACUACUGUCUAUUGUGAUCACUAUCUUUUCUCGAUAAUUAAGAUAAUACCAGCAACUGAGAUUUACGACAUUUAAAUUUGAAACUUGUAGGCUCAAUAUUGCUAUCCCAAUCACCCAACUCUCCGAUGAGUAAAACCAUGUCAAUAUCCAUUUCUCGUUCUGUGAA
Molecule: messenger RNA, 1145 nt
Organism: Diospyros lotus (date-plum)
Lineage: Eukaryota; Viridiplantae; Streptophyta; Magnoliopsida; Ericales; Ebenaceae
Product: zinc finger protein WIP6-like
Exons: 2
Coding region: 69-896 (275 amino acids)
Biological process (GO): regulation of gene expression; anatomical structure development
Cellular component (GO): nucleus
Molecular function (GO): DNA-binding transcription factor activity
Source: RefSeq, a predicted model, not a curated record